GCUUGGGCUUUGUUGGCUAACCUACCUGCCUCCCUUGCUAUGGCAUCUUGGCAGGUGACUUACUUAGUGUCUGCCUUAAGGGGCUGCUGGGGGGAUUAAAUGAGAUAAGACAUGUAGGUGUUUAGCAAUAUGUCUGGCUUGGUUAAGUGCUCAAUAAAUGAGUUACUAUUAUUAUAGGAACGUUUAAGUGGGAGCUGGGAGAAAAGGACAGUCUUCUGGAUGGAUUUCAGAAGUUUUUGUGAGAGUGGCUUGGGAGAUAUGAUCUCUGGGAAGGCUAACAUCGGGGUCCCCCUCCUGGGUGAAAAAAAAAAAGUUUAAGGGACGAGAAGGGGAGGUUGUAGGGUAAAGAUAAGCACCCCCCUUACCCCAGGGCUUUUUAGAUCUUUGUUCUCUGGUAGUUGAAUAACCAAAGGGGGUUUGAAAGGGCACGAGAAGGAACAGAAAGACAGUUGGAUUUCAGAAUAAGUAGGGUGUAUUUCUGUUGGUAAAGGAGACCCAGGAUACCGGAGUUAAGUAGACUCUAAAAACAGAAUAUAUGCUUUCCCCAAAUUGCUCAACUUCCUCUGUCUGUUCUGGGCCUGUCCAGUAUAGCUCAGUGAAAACUUAUUUACCCAUAGUUUUAGGAAAUUAGAGUAAACUUGUAUUUGGGGAAGGUGUUUAUAGGAAUUUAUGCUUAGCCCAUAGAUCCUGGUAUGUUUUCUUAAGGAUGAAAGGGCCAGUGAGUUGGGCAUGGAUGCAGCCAGAGGUUUCAGUCUCAUUUCUUGACCUUGUUUCCUCGGAAGCAGCUUGAGGAUCAGCCUUGGGGUCAUGACGCAAGUUUCGGGCGGCCACCUCUCACUCUGUGUGGGGAAGUGUGCAGAGUUCUCUUAGGACGCCCGAUCACGAGUUGGACUGUACUUACACUUCCUCUAAUCUGCAUGUGAACAAGCCUCUGUGGCACAAUGUGCAACCUUCCUGCCUUUCUUGUUCAGGGUGAGAGAGAAGUGGGGCUAAGCCGGGGCCUGGAGAGAGAGAGGGCUGUGCAUUCUUUCUCAGCCGCAGCCCUGUCCUCAGCUACUUUGCUUGGGGACAGCUUCCCCAGGGCUGCAGAAACUGCACCCACCCAGCUGACCGUCAAUCCUUUCUUCUGGGUCCCUGGUUCUAGAGCAGAGCUGACAAAGGAGAUUUCUGAGAGAGGGCGUUCUUAUCACAGAAAGUGCUGAGCCAAGAGCUCCUAGCCUGCCCCUUGCAGACGGGAAGGGCCAGUGAACCUUGGACCCAGACAGUUGCUUAACACCCCUCUCCCCCUCCCUCUGUCCCUCCGCCCUUCUUGACUUCUUGAUAUGACUUAAAUCCAUAAGCAUUUGCCCGGCCUUUCCUUUUACUACUGGCUGAAGAGCAGGAGUGGUCAGAUCACAGCUCCCAGAGGCUGUGUCUCUGUGUGGCCGCUGCCUCGGGGACCUGCUUCCACCCAGGGCCAGGGAAGGGCAAUGCCAGAAAGCUGGUGAAGGCUUUCUUCUCCUCCUCCACCAUGGUCGACGGCGUUAAGUAUGAAGUGGCCUCCCAGCAUGAGAGGGACGCCUCCCCUUUGGCCGAUGAAGCCAGCCCCAGGUCGGAGCAGGUAAAACUGAAGAAGGAGAUCUCGCUGCUGAACGGCGUGUGCCUGAUUGUGGGGAACAUGAUUGGCUCGGGCAUCUUUGUCUCCCCCAAAGGCGUGCUCAUAUACAGUGCCUCCUUUGGCCUCUCCCUGGUCAUCUGGGCUGUUGGGGGCCUCUUCUCCGUCUUUGGGGCCCUUUGUUAUGCGGAAUUGGGCACCACCAUUAAGAAAUCUGGGGCCAGCUACGCUUACAUCCUCGAGGCCUUCGGAGAGCUCCUUGCCUUCAUCCGACUCUGGACCUCCCUCCUCAUCAUCGAGCCCACCAGCCAGGCCAUCAUUGCCAUCACCUUUGCCAACUACAUGGUGCAGCCCAUCUUCCCGAACUGCUUAGCCCCCUAUGCUGCUGGCCGCCUGCUGGCUGCUGCCUGCAUCUGUCUCUUAACCUUCAUUAACUGUGCCUAUGUCAAGUGGGGAACCCUGGUACAAGAUGUUUUCACCUACGCGAAAGUAUUGGCACUGAUCGCCGUCAUCAUCGCAGGCACUGUUAGACUUGGCCAGGGAGCCUCGACUCACUUUGAAAAUUCCUUUGAGGGUUCAUCAUUUUCAGCGGGCAACAUUGCUCUGGCACUGUACUCGGCUCUGUUCUCCUACUCGGGCUGGGAUACCCUCAAUUAUGUCACCGAAGAGAUCAAGAAUCCUGAGAGGAAUCUGCCCCUCUCCAUUGGCAUUUCCAUGCCCAUUGUCACCAUCAUCUACAUCUUAACCAAUGUGGCCUAUUACACCGUGCUCGACAUGAGAGAGAUCCUGGCCAGCGAUGCUGUUGCUGUGACAUUUGCAGACCAGAUUUUUGGAAUGUUCAACUGGACCAUUCCAGUGGCAGUUGCGUUAUCCUGCUUUGGUGGCCUCAAUGCCUCCAUUGUGGCUGCGUCUAGGCUUUUCUUUGUGGGCUCAAGAGAAGGCCAUCUCCCUGACACCAUCUGCAUGAUUCAUGUUGAGCGGUUCACACCAGUGCCAGCUCUGCUCUUCAAUGGUCUCAUGGCGCUGAUCUACUUGUGUGUGGAGGACAUCUUCCAGCUCAUUAACUACUACAGCUUCAGCUACUGGUUCUUCGUGGGGCUGUCUAUCGUGGGUCAGCUUUAUCUGCGCUGGAAGGAGCCUAAUAGGCCUCGUCCUCUCAAGCUCAGCAUUUUCUUCCCCAUUGUCUUCUGCUUCUGCACCAUCUUCCUGGUGGCUGUUCCACUCUACAGUGAUACCAUCAACUCCCUCAUCGGCAUCGGCAUUGCCCUCUCAGGCUUGCCCUUUUACUUCUUCAUCAUCAGAGUGCCAGAGCACAAACGACCUCUUUGCCUCCGCAGGAUUGUGGGUAAGCCUUGGGUCCUCAAGUCGGCUCAGCUAUUGUACGGCCUGGUUUUUUUUUUUGGCUUUUUCUGCAAAUCUAGUCUCCCAAAUCGCCUUCGCCAUAGCUCCUACCCGUUGUUGAGGCUUAACUGUAAUUGUCCCCUCGGGCCCAGCCCCACUCAGUGCCACCUGAACUCAGCCCAGUUGACCUCUUCUGUUUUGACUCAAACUUCUCUUUGUAGCAUCUGCCACGUGGUAUGUCCAGGUCCUAUGUAUGUCAGUUGCUGCAGAGAUGGAUUUGGAAGAUGGAGAAGAGCUGCCCAAGCAACAAGAUCCCAAGUCUAACUAAACACCACGAGAAAUCCUGAGAUGUGGGCAGCAGGGGCCUCAUCUCCUACUGGCUGGAGCCAAGGAAGCUGAAAAGCUCACUUCUUUGGAGGCGUCUGUCCAGAAGCCUCUUAGGCAGCUUCAACAACCUCUGAACUUGCUUUCUGAGAGAUGGAGAGUAAUUUAUUUGUUUUGCUACAUAUUGUUCCGUAUUUCUUUUAAAGGGACAAUAAAGCAGACUGUGAUGGGGAGCAUGCCAGGUAUGGGCCUGGAUGUUCCACUGGCACAUUUCCACGUGUUAAGACAUCCACUCACCUCCAGUGUGCCUGCCCACUCCUCUUUCCCACUGAAAGACCCAAUAAUGCUCCAAACUUCCCGUCUCCUUUAGAGAGACGUCAAACUGUCAAAGGUGCUAGACAAUAAAAGGGUAUGUUCCUGAGCUCUGAA
Orcinus orca (killer whale) is the source of this 3688-nucleotide messenger RNA. RefSeq names its product solute carrier family 7 member 7 (gene SLC7A7). Gene Ontology annotation, molecular function: basic amino acid transmembrane transporter activity; L-amino acid transmembrane transporter activity. Gene Ontology annotation, biological process: amino acid transmembrane transport. Bases 1511 to 3259 code for a protein of 582 amino acids. The transcript is spliced from 9 exons. The record is from RefSeq and is a predicted model, not a curated record. NCBI's taxonomy places the organism in Eukaryota, Metazoa, Chordata, Mammalia, Artiodactyla, Delphinidae. Gene Ontology annotation, cellular component: membrane.